UACAAACAAAAGCUCGCAUACCUCCACAUGCUCAGAGUGUGGCACCUUUAAGCCAGACUUCAUUUGCCACACUAUCAGUUGUGACCACUCCAGAAGAUAGUAGCAAAACAGUUAUUAAUGGGGGAGCUACGGUUACAAUUACUCCUUUAACCUCAGAUGAAAGACCACAAAGACCUUGUAGUGCCUUGCCCAGUCUACAAUCCUCAAGAAUCUUUGGUAUUUCGGAAGCUUUUGUUGUACCAAGAUCCCACCCUAUCCCAUCUUCAGUUAGUAAAAUUACUCUUCCAGUGUCAGUGACAGUUAUGCUGGAAUCUCACCACAAAUCACUGACAUCUGUAACACAGAAUAAACUUUUAACAGAAUCGGCAGAAGCCCCUGAUCAUGUUAAUAGAAGGUCUUCCUCUUACAGUGUCCAACCUGGUUUAACUCUGAAUACUGAAAAUAUGACAGAAAAACUUCAAGCAUCAUCACCUAUACAAGUAUUUUCUCGAAGUCCACAGUCAUUUAAAUCAAAUCAGGAUAAUGUGAAACAUUGUACAUCAAGUGCUGUUGUAUGUGGUGCUGGUAAAUCUUGCAAUUUGUCUGUAACAACCCUUCAAGGCAUUUCUAUACCGGGUUGUGAUGAGAAUAGCCUUUUCAGUGAUGAGAUUGUUUCAAGCUUACAGAUUACAAAAUGUGAUAGAUCACAGAUUGAUGACCAUUCUACUUCCCAAAGUGCUUCCCAGUCAUUAUGCUCAUCAUUUUUAACUUGCAGUCUACAGACUAGCAAGUCUGACAGUAAUAAUGAUGGUGAAUGGAAUAGUACAUUAGGUAUGUUAGGGAAUAUAUCAUCAUCACCAACCUUGCAUACAUCAGGCUGUGCAACAUCAACAACAUGUUCAGUAUCCACAGUACGCACAACGACAUACUCUGUAUCAUCAACACCGCAACUAAUAAUGAAUUCAGCAUUGGAAAACAUAGAUUCACCACCAGUACACACCACAUUGCCAGCACUAUGCUCCAUGUCACUAAGACCAUACUCUGAAUCACCAGCAUUAAACUCCAUGUCACUAAAACCACAUGCUGCUUUACAAAUACCACAUUCCACUUCUACAACACUGCACUCCACAUCACAAGUGAAACAAUGUGCAUCACCCACACCAUACUCCACAUCAACAUCACGACACUCUGCAUCACCGGGGCCACACAGUGCAUCACCAGUGCCACACACUGCAUCACUGAGGCCACAUUCUGCAUCACCGACGCCACAUUCUGCAUCACUGACGCCACACACUUUAUCACUGAUGCCAGACUCUGCAUCACCCACACUGUACUCCACAUCAACAGCACUGCACACUGCAUCACCAACACUGCACACUGCAUUACCGACGCCACACACUGCAUCAGUGAUGUCACACUCUGCAUCACUGAUGCCACACACUGCAUCACCUACACUGUGCUCCACAUCAACAUCACGACACUCUACAUCACCGGGGCCACACAGUGCAUCACCAGUGCCACACACUUUAUCACUGAUGCCACACUCUGCAUCACCCACACUGUACUCCACAUCAACAGCACUGCACACUGCAUCACCAACACUGCACACUGCAUUACCAACGCCACACACUGCAUCAGUGAUGUCACACUCUGCAUCACUGAUGCCACACACUGCAUCACCUACACUGUGCUCCACAGCAGUACACUCUGCAUCACUGACACUACACAUUGCAUCACCAACAUCACACACUGCAUCACCAACACUACACCCUGCAUCACCGAUGCCACACACUGCAUCACCAGCACUACAUACUGCAUCACCACCGCCAUACACCGAAUCACCAGCACCACACACUGAAUCAUCAGCACCACACAUUCCAUCACCAGUGCCACACAUUGCAUCACCAGUGCCACACAUUGCAUCACCAGUGCCACACAUUGUAUCACCAUUGCCACACAUUGCAUCACCAGCACCACACAUUGCAUCACCAGUGCCACAUGUUGCAUCACCAGCACUACACAUUGCAUCACCAGCACUACACAUUGCAUCACCAGUGCCACAUAUUACUUCACUAAUUCAAAAGACUGAAUCACCAGUCCCAAACACUGCAUCACCAGCACCACACUGUACACCAAUGCAGCACAUUGCAUCACCAACACGACACACUGCGUCACCAACACGACACACUUCAUCACCAGCACGACACACUGCAUCACCAACACAACACACUGCGUCAUCAACACGACACACUGCAUCACCAACACGACACACUGCAUCACCAACACAUACUGCAUCACCAACACGACACAGUACAUCAACACUAUACAGUACAUCAGAUUCAUCAUUGCCCCACACUGCUUCACUAACAUUGCACUCAGCAUUACCAGCAUUGCACUCAGCAUCACCAAUAAGGCACUUAGAAUUGCCAAAAUAUAGAGAAUUACCGAUAGUUUAUAAAGUUUCACCGUCCUCAUCUCUAAGAAAACAACCAGCACCCCAAGAAUCACCCACACCACAUAGAGAGUCACCAACAGUACACCCAGAAACACUCCCAGACUGUCUAGCAACACACCCAUCAACAGCAUAUCUAGACUCAUCAUUGCAAAAGGUAUCAUCAGCAAUAUCUCUUCCAGUAUCUUUAACAAAUAUUUCUAGAACACUCCAGUCAGCAUCACCAGCAAGCUCCUCUCUGCCACUUGCAGCUCAUGCUUCAUUGAUACCCUCAUCUUGUACACCCUAUUCUGAUUCAUAUGCAUGCCAACACACUUUGCCUGCAUCUUGUUCAUCACCAUUAUUUCUCCACACUUCAAAAGAGUGCACAAACCACCAGGCAUCACCAACCUGUUGUACAUCUGCAUCAUCUCUCACUUGCAACAUACCAACUCUGCUCCCAAGUACAGUCUCUUCUCAAGCAUCUUUGCCAUCUCUUCAGAUAUCUUCUCCUGUACUUAUGGGCAAAUCCACUGUAUCUCUUCAGACAUCUCCUUUGACCCAUUCUGCAGUUAAAACUGAAAUUCAUCAGACAUCUGCACCUGUCCAUAGGUUACAAACAUCUGCUGAUACCCAGGAACCUCAGAGACAAACAACAACAUUAAUUGCUGAUGAGAAAGUUAUGGUACUUGAUAAGACAGCAUCAGCUGAAAAAUGUUUAUUUUCAAAUUUAGAGAUGACAAUGCCUGGCAAAGUUUCAAGGAUAACUUCUCAUAGGCCACCUACACAUUUGAAAUCAGGUGAAGGCCAACAAUUAGAGGCAGUUCAGCAGUCAACAGAAACACUGAGGCAUGUAUCACAAAGGCCACAACUUGAUACACAGCAUUUGCCAGGAGAGAACAAUUUGCCUUUAAUUAAUAUUCCAUGUGAUGAACGUCCUACAAGUUACCAAGCAACUGAAAUGUUGGAACAGGUAAUGUAUUCACCUCAACAGGGAUCUCAUGUAGCUGUCCAAGAAGCAAAAAAUAUUGCUAAUUUUGGUCUUGGUGAUGACAGUGUUCAAAGGCCAGAAUUUGUUGCUCCACAGAUUUUGGGUGAGUUUGAUCCAUCGACUGGAACAUUCACAAGUAAUAAUCCGGUGUUUUUGCAGUCCAUUCUAAGUAAUAGUAUCAAUCAGCCAUCUAGAUCCUCAUUUGCUUUGAAUUCACCUAGAAAUUCUAUUAGUCAUAGGACUACCUAUCCACCCUCUGUUAAGCAUGUGAGUGUGCAAAUUCAAACUGAAGACUUUUCAGAGAAUACUGACAAAUGUACAUUAGAGCCUUCUAACAACCACUGUAAGAAAGUCUCUGAAGUUAAUGAUGACGUGCAUGGGGAUAUAACACACGAUAUGAUGGAAAUGGAAGAGCAGCAGCAGCAUAAAAUUUCGCAUGCAGAUGCAGGACAGCAGUUAGAGGAUAAAAACUUUAGUGUAAAUAGCUGUCAUAUUACUGGUUCCAGUUUUAAUUUAGAAAGUGGUGAUAAUGCCCUCAUGAAGGAAUCUAAAAGUACAGUGGAAGGAAGAGCUGAAAUUGAAUAUUCACUUACUGUAAAGGGUGAAUAUUCAAGUCCUCACAAACAAGAAAUUUCUUUUGAAGAUGUGGAUGAGACAUAUGAUUCAACUGUGUUUGAAGAAAGCUCUAGUGAUUGUGAGGGGAAACAGGUAGAUUCUACUAAGAUGUUAACAGACAUAAUUGGAUUUGAAAGGCAAAAUGAGAAAAUAGAAGAAACUGAAGGGCAAGUUCAUAUUCCUUCAGUGGUAGAGGGUUCAAAUAUAGAUCAAAGUGAAGUAAAAAAAACAAAGCAUGUAUCUAAAUCAGUGGAAGACAGGCGAGCUUCUCAACAAAAUUCCAGGGUGAGUGAUAUCAAUCAAGAAGAGCAAAAUGCAAAGAAUACAUCAGAAUCAGGAAAUCUUUUAGACAGCCAGCUGAUGAAUGUAGUUACCUCAGGUUUGCUUUCUAAGGCUGCUGGUGUGAAAAUUUCCCUUUCAGAUACAGCUGAAGUUCGUAGCUCACAAGAACCUACACAGGUGACUCAAAUCCCUAAAAAAUGGGCUUCUGAUGCAGUAAAAAAUGAAACUUUUAAAUCAAAUACAAAAACUAUAACUGAAAAAGAAAUGAAUGUUUUAGAGACAAAAGUAAUAGAUAUAACAAUGAAAGAAGAAACACAUUUAACUACAAAUGUGAAUGAUUCAUUAAUCUACAAGGAACUAAAUGUUGGCUCACAUUCAGAUAUCAGUUUUGUAAGGGUGAUUAAAGACGGUAAAGAAUUUUCAAGUGACGUUAAAAGAAAUGAAACCCAUUUAUUAACUAAUAAAGAAGUAGAUGCAAGUUUGUAUGGCUUUGUAUCAGAUGGUGAAAGUCAAAAUAAUAUUUCUGAAAGGGGGGCACAAGCCCAUGAUCAUACACAUAACACUCCUGAGCUUUGCCUACCAAGAAAUAGUCACAUGUUAAACUCGUUUAUAAAUGAAAGAGAAAAAAUGAGUCCUGUUCAACACAGCUGUGAUUCAGAAGAAAUCAUAGAGAGUUACAAAGUAGUUUCAGAAGUCCCAGUUGAACAUAGUCAUGCAAGUGAGAAUGAAACUGAAAAUUCAACACUUGGAAUUAAUGAGGAAGGUAAUAAAAUCUGUGCAUUUUCAAACUCUCAAGAAUUUGAAGCAACUAAAACUGCAUCAAGAGGUAGAGGGAGGAGAGGUAGAGGUAAGAUAAAAGGUAGAGGAAGGGGAAGAGGAAGAGGAAGAGGACGAGGAAGAGGGAAAUGGUGCAAUGCAGCUGAUGUUUGCGACAGUCCAGCAGCAUCUUUAGAAAUGAAUUGCUCAUUGGGAGAAGUGAACCUAUACCAAAAUGACAUGUUUGAUACAUAUGAAAUGGCUGAAAGAUCACAGGGAAAUCUGCUGAAUGAUCAGGCCAUGAUUGAUAAGUGGUCAUUCUCUACAAAUGAAAGUUUAGAAAGCUUGAGAGAAACUUGUGAGAGUGUUGAAAAAUUCAGCAGAAAUCACCUCAUCAAGAAUAUUAAUAAAGGUGAUGAGAAGUCAUCAGCAGUAGAAAAAUUUGAGCAUGUGUCACGUGGUGGCAGAAAACUGAAGCUUAAAGAUUGGUGGACUGGUCUCGUAACUGAUGCCUCUUCUCCACGCAGUAAAAUUAAUAGUGGUUACAAAUUUUCAGCAUACUCACCUGUGAAGUUUAUGAACUCAAAGGAGGCUGUGGCAGAUCCAAUUGUUUUAAAGAAAACAGGAUUGCUGGAAUUCAAUGAUGAAGGUGAAGAAGUCAGAGUAAAAACAGAAUUAAGUCAGCCAGAUAGUAGACUUCAGUCAGAAGAUAAUAUUUUAGAUAGUGGAAAAACAAUAUCUGAUUACCUUCCAUCAAUUCCUGUAUGUGAAGAUGAUAAUGAAAAUGUUUCUAUGCCAUUGGUUGUGGAUGAACCCCAAGAAACAAAUAUGGCUGGGGAACAGAGUACUUUACCAGUACCUUGUACAAAAAGGCGUGGGAGAAAAAGUAAAGGUUGUUUGAAAGCUAAAAAACAAAAGGAAUUAUAUUCUAGCUUACCUCAGUCAGAAGGUGAAGUAAAAUGUGGUAAAUGUGGUUCUAUGUGUAAUUCUAUGAAGGACUUCAUAUUGCAUGCUCAAACUGACCACAAUGGGUUAGCAAGACCUGAUGGCGAGAAUCAAGAAUUUACUGAAGAUGAGGUUAAGGAUAUAUUUGUCAGUACAAUAAAAGCAGGUAAAACUCUGAAAUGUACAACAUGUUUUCAUUUAUUUCGAAGUCCCGUAGGAUUCAUAAAACAUAAAUUACACUGUGGAGUAAACUCAGAAGAUCUUAAUGUAGCUUGUAAAAUAUGUCAUAGAGAAUUUAGAUAUUAUAGCAUAGAUGCUCACAUGAAAAAUAAGCACUCGGAAAAACUGGUACAGCCCAAAAAGAAGCCAGAUUUAACAGUCUCAGACCUUAGACCAAGACGCAAGGCUGCUGCAAACUGCAAUGCCAGAUUGCAAGUAUGGCACAGCACCAGAACUGGUGAGUGUGAGAAUGCAUGUGAUGCUGAAGAUGAUUAUCAUAAGGAACUCAACCUUUCACGGUUCUAUGUAGAGCUGAAUGGAAGUGUCAGUGAGGAAUGCAAUAAGAGAUGGAAAGAUGAUAUUGCUAAUCACGGGAAAGCAUCUUGUGUUAAUGAAGGAUGCACACAUACAUUUGCAACAAUUUAUAUGGGACGUAAGCACUUUCAGAAUUGUCCCUUUUUGCUUACUAAAAAGACAUUCAACUGUAAAGUUUGCAACUUUAUUACGACUAUAGAAGACGACAUUAUUAACCACAUCACUUCAGCUCAUCCUGAUGUAUUUACACAGUCCUUGGAAGAAAGUGACAUUGAGACAUCAGAUGAUGAAUAUGAAGACUUAAGGAAUUUAACUAGGAAUUAUGCAAGAACAGGUGGACAACUAAAGCCAUUUCUACCUUCACUAAGUUGGACACUGGAAUUUUUGAACAGUACAGUUUCAGAAAAUCUCUUUUUAGACUGUCCUGUGUUGAAAGAGAAUUGGAGUGUGCUCCAUGAACAACUAGCUGCUAAAUAUUUACCAUCGGUUAAGCAUAGUCCGAAGUUUAAAAUUGAAAUGGUGACUAGUGAAAUUAGUCAAUCGGAUCAAGAAUGGCAAGAAUUAAAUCAGUUAAAUGGAGCAAAACAAGGAAAAGGUUAUGCCAUAUUCUGUGGCGGACCUAUUGUAGCAUCUGCAUGGUGCCCACAGCCUUCAUCAGUCUCUCUCUCUUCAGAUAUGCAGUAUUUGGCUGUGUCUUCUCUCUCCUCACCUGAAGAGAAAUAUCACAUUCUUAAAUCAGCUGUUCAUGAAGGGCUGAUACAGAUUUGGGCAUUCUCAUAUCCUAUGGGAAAUGGUGAACAAACUGCAAAAUUUUUGUUUGGUAUUGCCCAUGACUUUGGAAAUGUAUGGUCAUUAGUAUGGUGUCCCUCGGGUACUUACGAUUUUAUUGAUGAUGCUUGUAUGAAGACAGAUACUUUACCCAGAUUAGGUCUUUUAGCUGCUGCAUGUUCUGAUGGAACUGUACGUAUAUUUUCAGUUCCACACUAUAGUAACGUUUAUAUGUCAGAUGCAGGAAUAUACAAGGCAUUACCAAAAGUAACACUAAGCCCAGGUAAGACAUAUAAAGAUGAAGCCCAGUGUCUUAAUAUUGACUGGUGCCGUGGGAAAGGACAUUCUUAUGUUGCUGGAGCUUUUUCAUCUGGUGUUGUAUACAUUUGGGAUAUGAGUUGUUCAUCUCCUUUAGUAAAAGUUAGUGAUAACCAAAAUAAUUUCACCUUAUAUCCCGUGAAUUCUUUUCUGGCACACAAUGGUGUCUGCUCCGUAGUUGCAUUUUGUCCUACCACAGAUGGCCGAAAUCUGUUAAGUGGUGGUAAUGACCGAACUUACAAGUUCUGGGAUUUAGAGAACACAGACAUGCCUUUAAGUAUAACACGUAAAGGACUAGUAUUAGAUGCAGUUUGGCUGUCCCAUUGGGCUGGUUGCUUUAUUGCAUUUGAUGAUGUCUAUGGUCUUACAAAUACCAGCACUUGUUUCCGUGAAAAUGGUUUUUUUGGUAUUCAGUCUCGUAAUGUACUCUCGUCUAAUGCACCAGUGUGGUCCCUCUCUGGUUCUGACUGGAUGAAUGCAGUAGCUCAGGGUGAUUCUGCUGGUGAAGUGAUGAUCACAGUACAACAGCAACUCUUUAGAAAUUAUGAAAAUGAUAAAAUCCCAUCAAAACGGAAGGUUCCUUUAUUAUCAGUGCGGUUGAAAAAUAUUUCUCAAGAUUCGAUUGUCUCUUUUCGUGUUUGUCAGGAUUCAAAGCAGUUUCGGGGACCUGAAAAAUUACAAGGAAAGGUCUCCAAGAAAAGCAAAAAGCCACGACAAGGACAAGAAUUGAAAGACACUGUUGAGGAGGAUGGUCUUUGUCCAGCAACUUAUGUAGAGUGGCCAAGAACAUAUUUUGAGACAGUGCAAAAUUAUGGUCUUGUGUUCUUUGAUCAAGACAUUGAAGAUUUUAACCAAAUCCCAAGUGCUGAAAUGGCAGAACGUAAGCGUUCGGAUAGCAUGGAACCAGGUCCGGUUGCUUGCUAUCCAAUGAUG
Molecule: messenger RNA, 8552 nt
Organism: Cherax quadricarinatus
Lineage: Eukaryota; Metazoa; Arthropoda; Malacostraca; Decapoda; Parastacidae
Biological process (GO): transcription by RNA polymerase III
Cellular component (GO): transcription factor TFIIIC complex
Molecular function (GO): protein binding
Source: RefSeq, a predicted model, not a curated record